AUGGCGGUGUCGGGGGACUUGGUCGAUUUCGGCCUGAUUGAGGCACAGAAAGAGAACGUCCAAUCUCUCCCUGGAGGACGGUCAGCGAGGGCCCUUGCUGCAGUUCUUUCUGGGGGAUCGGGUGGUGCCGCAUCGUCUCCAGGAUUGAACGAAACGAGAACCCUUAACGAUACCAUUCGACAAGAAUAUGAGCUCGAACUUCAAUCCAUUGCAGAAUCAGAUGAUCCAUUGGACAUAUUCGAUCGCUACGUGAAAUGGACUUUAGAUGCAUAUCCGUCGACCCAGGCUACGCCGCAAUCAGGUCUUCUCCCACUACUUGAACGCGCAACAAAGGCAUUUUUGUCUUCUAACCAUUAUAAAAAUGAUCCACGAUAUCUAAAGCUAUGGCUCCAUUAUAUUCGUCUCUUCUCUGACGCACCGCGUGAAACUUUUGCCUUCUUGGCGCGUCAUGGGAUUGGAGAGACUCUUGCACUAUUCUACGAAGAGUUUGCGGCUUGGCUAGAAUGUGCUGGGAGGUUCUCCCAGGCAGAAGAGGUUUAUCAGCUAGGUCUACAACGGGAAGCACGACCUACUGAACGCUUACUACGAAAAUUCGGUGAAUUUCAAAAUCGCCUUGAGCAGCGGCCAGGGGACUCCAACGGACCAUCUUCACCCGCUCUGCCCAAAGUAAGGCCAGCAUUGGCGGCUAAAACUGAUCCAUUUGCGUCCGAUGCGUCGUCACCAGUGGACCCCCAGGCCCCAGCUCCAACAACCGCUAUAGGACCCCCUUUGAAGAGAUCGGGAAAAUCAAAAAUCACUAUUUUCUCUGAUGUUGACGGUGCACAAGAUGGUGGGAAACCACUGGCCGGUAGUGAAACCAAAGGAUGGGAUACAAUUGGAUCGCUUCAAGACCGCAAGAAAGAGAAUACGGUGGAGGCGAAACAGUGGGUAGGCGAAACGUUGAAAUCAGGGAAACGGGUUGGGACGGUGCAAAAGAUGGCGGUCUUUAAGGACGAGACAUCUAUAUCUCGGUCCACGUCAGGACAUCCACAAGCAAUAAUAUCAAACAAUAUUCCAAUUCACCGCAAUGAAAAGGAAACUAUCAAUUCCAGGACUGGUAAAGUUGAACGGGUGUUUGUCAACCUUGAAGCCAUGUACCCUGAUCCUGAGAAUCCUCAUGUUGAAAUAAGUCUUGAGGAACUACGAGCGUCAAGCCGUGGCUGGAUGGAGAAAGACUGGUCAAAGAAGGACCAAGGGACUUUGAAAGAGAUAUCUGUAAAUGUUCCGUAUAGAGCCCCACCUCACCAACAUAAAGAAGAUAAGGUGGACAAGAACAUAGAAACACAAUUGCAGGAAAAACUCGUAAUAUUCGAUGACCGAACGUUGCCACAUGAAGAUCCUCAGGGCGCGGAAAAUAAUCGUGAUGGGAAAGGAAGCAAGUUGAGGCGCCUAAAGGUUCUCGAAGUCAAAGGAGAAACACAGACAAUCAAAACUAAUCUGGAAUCUCCAACGGGGCCAAGGAUAAAACGCAAAAUUUCAUCAGAGCCCACAAUGACUCUACAUACUCGAGCUGCUACAGAUGAAAUAUAUAGUAUAUUCAAUCAGCCACUUAAAUCAGAACUGGGUGGAGAUCGGGCGGAAAGCGUUUGUGGGAGUGACUAUGAGGACGAUGAUUACACAAGUGCCUGGGAGAGCACAUGCACAGGCAGAAUAUCUGGAGCAGCCAGCGAGUUUGGAGACGAAGAAACGACCGGGUUCAGGAAGACAAGGGAAAACAAUGAUCUUGAGGAGGAUGAUACACGAGCGGAUAGUGUUGGUGUUAGUGAAUGGACAGAAUUCACUGCCAGUCGACACAUCCCGAAUAUCAGCCCAGAAGGAAGCAAUGAACAAAGCGAACACAUAACACAAUCAUAUAUCGGUGGCGCUGAAGCCAUGACAGCCACAAAUCUUCUCGAUUCCUCCUCGAUACCGCAAAGAGAUAUCUCUACUCCAUCCGCUGGAAUGCCUCAAACUAAGCCCAGGUUUGUGCCCGUUCCUCCGGAAGACUACAACGCACCUUUGGGGCCUUAUCGGGACGCAGCCGUUGUGGCCAAAAAUCGACUCCCAUUCAUGACACCAAUCGUCGAAAUGACGGAAUCAUCAUUUUCGUCCACGGCAUUCAACGAGAAGAAGUAUUUGCACACGAAAACUCCCUCAAGAAAAGCUGUUCCCAUUACCCCUAUGAUCCCAGAGAUGGAUGACUUGCUACUCAGCAGCCCAUUCCAUGAGUUUACCCAAACAAAUGAUACCCAAUUUACAUGCAUGCCUGACGAGAGCUCCCCAAGUCGACUGGUGAAGAAGCUUAAGCCUUCUCCAAAGAAAAUAAAAUCUCCUUCCAGACAGCAGGUCAUCAUUGACGAGUUGCAAUGCAAUCCGAUCGACCCUCAAGUCAGACAGAAGGUCUUGAAGAACGUCUAUCCCUCACUGCAGACGUACCUGGGUUACCACGACCACGGAAACCAAACCGCAGGUCGCGCUAUCGAUAUACGCAAAUACAUCAAAAGUAUCUCAAAGCAAACCAAGAGUGCUGGGGGAGAGAGACCAUCUGCAACGCCUCCCAUUCUCUGUUUUGCCGGAGCCAACAGGAGCUAUGCUAUCAAUCAAGAACUAGGAGAAGGCGGUUUUGCUGCAGUAUACCUGGUUGAAAGUGUGGAUUCGCCCGAUACAUUCACGUCCGAUUCUGAACCGGAGAAAGAUAUGCUAACUGCGAACAACAAGAGACGAGUUUCUGCAGGAGUGAGCCCCUUUAAACCUCGACGGAACACUGAACGCCGGGGUUUAGAAGCACUCAAGGUGGAAUCUGAGUCCCCAUCCGCUUGGGAGUUCUACAUGCUUCGCAUCGCACAUGCACGCCUCUGUUCAUCCCCUAGCUAUAGCCGUGUGACUGACAGUAUCAUAAAAGCGCAUGAGAUGCAUAUGUUCAAAGAUGAAGGAUAUCUUGUGGAAGACUACCAGAAUCAGGGAACCCUGAUCGACCUAAUCAACGCCGCGACAAAUGGCUCCUCUGGAUCAACGGAACAAGGGCUGGACGAAAGCGUGGUCAUGUUCUUCGCUGUGGAAUUAUUUCGUACCGUGGAAGCACUCCAUGCGUGCGGUAUCCUCCACGGUGAUCUCAAAGCGGACAACUGCCUCGUCAGAUUGGACGAACCUUGCGCUGCGUCCUUAUCCCUCCUCGAUGACGACUCUGAGUUGGAUUCUCAGCCAGGAUAUUCCCCUUCAGGCGCAGGAGGCUGGCGAAAAAAAGGUUUAACGCUCAUUGACUUUGGUCGUGCAAUUGAUAUGAGCGUCUUCCCCAAGGCUGUCCAGUUCAUUGCAGAUUGGAAGAUCGGUUCUCACGAAUGUUCUGAGAUGCGGGAAUGUCGACCCUGGACUUACCAGGUCGAUCUGUACGGACUUGCGGGCAUCAUUCACAUUCUCCUCUUUGGCAAGUACAUGGAAGUUGCGCCAGUUACCGGUAAUCGAAGCUCCGCUGGCGAAAAUGGAAGCCGAAGGUCAGGCGGGACUUUUGGGCUAGAUAUCCCUUGUGCUGGGGGAGCGGGAUUGGGAGCCAAAAAGACUUAUCGCCUCAAGGAGUCUCUGAAGAGAUAUUGGGAGCGUGAGAUCUGGGCUGAGGUUUUUGACCUCUGUCUUAAUCCCAGUAAUGAUAAAUGGGUGCAGAUGGAGCGAAAGUCGGUCGCACCGCUAGAGUCUGGAACCAAUACAGAAAACGGUAGUAAUAUUCCUGAUUGCGGUGGCCCCACACUGCCCGUUCUCAAUUCGAUGAGGUAUAUUCGGGAGAAGAUGGAGGGCUGGCUUGUGGCGAAUGCUGAGAAGAAGAGAUUGCAGGCCCAGCUUGGGAAGCUGGAAAAGCUGAUUGCGAAAUAA
Paracoccidioides brasiliensis Pb18 is the source of this 3882-nucleotide messenger RNA. Its product is annotated as BUB protein kinase. The record is from RefSeq and is a predicted model, not a curated record. Bases 1 to 3882 code for a protein of 1293 amino acids. Gene Ontology annotation, biological process: mitotic spindle assembly checkpoint signaling; protein phosphorylation; meiotic sister chromatid cohesion, centromeric. The transcript is spliced from 3 exons. Gene Ontology annotation, molecular function: protein kinase activity; ATP binding.